Penicillium subrubescens is the source of this 1554-nucleotide messenger RNA. Its product is annotated as cystathionine beta-synthase CYS4. Gene Ontology annotation, cellular component: cytoplasm. The coding region runs from base 1 to 1554 and encodes 517 amino acids. Gene Ontology annotation, molecular function: cysteine synthase activity; cystathionine beta-synthase activity. The record is from RefSeq and is a predicted model, not a curated record. The transcript is spliced from 4 exons. NCBI's taxonomy places the organism in Eukaryota, Fungi, Ascomycota, Eurotiomycetes, Eurotiales, Aspergillaceae.
AUGGCGUCGACUACUAAGCCCGUCAUCCCUCCGGUGACGCUGGACUCCAUCACCCAGAACAUCGGCAACACCCCUUUGGUCCGCCUGAACCGUCUGCCCCGCAGCCUGGGAAUCGAUGCUACCGUCUACGCCAAGUGCGAGUACUUCAAUGCUGGUGGCAGUGUGAAGGAUCGCAUUGCCCUACGCAUGAUUGAGGAGGCUGAGCGCGAGGGUCGCAUUAAGCCGGGUGAUACUCUUAUCGAGCCGACAAGUGGCAACACUGGUAUCGGUCUGGCGCUGGUUGGUGCCGUCAAGGGCUACAAGACCAUCAUCACCCUUCCCGAGAAAAUGUCCGCCGAGAAAGUCGCCGUUCUCCGCGCCCUCAAUGCAACCAUCAUCCGUACUCCCAACGAGGCCGCUUACGACUCCCCCGAGUCCCACAUUGGUGUCGCUAAGCGCCUGGAGAAGGAAUUGCCUAAUGCUCACAUCCUCGACCAGUACGGCAAUGUGAACAACCCCAAUGCUCACGAGUUUGGCACCGCCCAGGAGAUCUGGACCCAGACCAACGGUCAGAUCAACGCUGUCGUGGCCGGCGCGGGUACUGGUGGUACUAUCACAGGUAUCGCUCGUGGCCUGAAGAAGCACAACCCCAACGUGGAGGUCAUCGCGGCCGAUCCCCACGGCUCUAUUCUGGCCCUGCCUGCGGCUCUCAACGAUCCCCACGCCAAUGAGCCUUACAAGGUUGAGGGUAUUGGUUAUGACUUCAUUCCCGAUGUGCUGGACCAGAAGAUCAUCGACCGCUGGUACAAGACUGGUGAUAAGGAAUCUUUCCAGUACUCGCGCCGUUUGAUCGCCGAGGAAGGUCUGCUUGUUGGUGGUAGCAGUGGUAGCGCCAUUGCUGCGUUGGUGCAUGCCAACGAGGAGCGCAAGUUCUCCAAGGACGAUGUGGUUGUCGUUGUGCUCCCUGAUAGCAUCCGCAGCUACCUCUCCAAGUUCGCCGACGACGACUGGCUCGCCGCCAACGACCUCCUCCCUACGCUCCCCACCGAGCCCGCCAAGACUCAGCAGCCCCCUGUUACUGCUGACCCCCUGGCUGGCGCCAAGGUCAGCGCUCUCCGUCUGAAGCCCAUCACCGCCGUGACCUCCACCUUCGCCUGCGAAGCCGCCAUCGAGAUCAUGCGUGACAAGGGCUUCGACCAGCUGCCGGUCCUUGCCCCCUCUGGUCGCCGCCUCGUCGGUCUGGUCACCCUGGGUAACGUUCUCAGCCGCCUGACUCACGGCCGCGCCACCGGCAAGAGCCCUGUCUCCGAGGUCAUGUUCGACUUCUCCAAGAUCCCGGAGGUUGUCACCGACCCCCGCGCUCUCGGCCGCUCCGCUGGCGCUGGCGCUCGUCGCCAGUUCAUGGAGAUCACCUUGGAUACUCCCCUCACCGUGCUGAACCGCUUCUUCGAGUGGAACAGUGCCGCCGUGGUCACUGAGAAGGACGAGAGCGGUGCGCUGAAGCCGUUGGCCGUUGUGACCAAGGUCGACCUGCUCACUUGGAUGCUGCACAACGGCAAGGCCAACGGCGCUUAG